AUGCAACAACUUUUAGCCCAACAUCCUAUUUCAGCUCCCAAGCUCAAAAGAAUGCGAUCAAAAGGGUAUGAGCAGACACCAACUGAUGAGCAACCGAUUGACUCUCGUCCACCAGCCAUUCCUUUAAGAGUCUCGUAUGACUCGGCAAUUGGAAUGAAAGGGACACGCAGCAGAGGAGUUUCUGGAGGUAGCAAAUGCGAGAAAGAGGAAAACGACAGUUCUUCGCGUUCUUCGCGUGGAAGAUGGACCAUUUCACCCGACGCUACUCUCCGAGCUUUGACACCAGCCAUGAGGAGCACCAGCCGCGGUGACUACAAGGGCAAGCGCAGUAUGAGCAAAGAAAAGAAACAUGGAGUUACGGGAGAUGUCAAGGGAAAGAAAGAUUCUGGUCUUUGGGCUUGGGCAACAUGGUUUUAG
This is a messenger RNA of Trichoderma gamsii, 417 nucleotides long. RefSeq lists its product as hypothetical. The transcript has 2 exons. Bases 1 to 417 code for a protein of 138 amino acids. The record is from RefSeq and is a predicted model, not a curated record. Lineage: Eukaryota; Fungi; Ascomycota; Sordariomycetes; Hypocreales; Hypocreaceae.